Messenger RNA from Apaloderma vittatum (bar-tailed trogon), 1448 nucleotides. RefSeq names its product cytoplasmic polyadenylation element-binding protein 3-like. The annotation marks the transcript as partial. Gene Ontology annotation, cellular component: neuron projection; synapse; nucleus. Gene Ontology annotation, biological process: negative regulation of cytoplasmic translation. Gene Ontology annotation, molecular function: mRNA regulatory element binding translation repressor activity; translation factor activity, RNA binding; ribosome binding. The record is from RefSeq and is a predicted model, not a curated record. The transcript has 6 exons. NCBI's taxonomy places the organism in Eukaryota, Metazoa, Chordata, Aves, Trogoniformes, Trogonidae.
AGUUUCUCAUUGCAGGGUGAGAGCUCUGAGUUCCGGUGUAAGAGAAAAGAGACGUGGCGAAAUUGCUGUAUAUCUCUGCCCUAUAAGCACAUCUCUCAUUUAGACUGAAGGGAAACAAGGCAUCAAAAAGGCUGCGCAAACCAUGCAGGAUGAUUUACUGAUGGACAAAAGCAAAGCCCAGCCCCAGCAGCAGCGGCAGCAGCAGCAGCAAGAUCCAAACUCAGCAGAAGCCCCCUCUACACCCAUCUCAUCGGAGACACCCAAACCAGAAGACAACAAUUCAGUGACUAGUAUCGGCACAUCGGCUCCUUCCCAAAAUAGCAAGGAGAAGAUGCAGAUGGAGUCUCCCAUUUUGCCUGGCUUGAGCUUUCACCAGCCUCAACAAGAACCUGCAGCCGGCACCUCCUUGUCUCCCUCCUUUGGCAGCACCUGGUCUACCGGGACCACAAACACAGUGGAUGAUAGCUUUUUCCAAGGGAUUACUCCAGUGAAUGGGACAAUGCUUUUCCAGAAUUUUCCACACCAUGUCAACCCUGUAUUUGGUGGCACUUUCUCGCCUCAAAUUGGCCUAGCUCAGACUCAGCACCACCAACAUCAGCAGCAGCAGCAGCAGCAAGCUCAGCAGCAGCAGCAGCAACGGAGGUCACCUGUAAGCCCUAAUCAGGCACCUUUUGCCCAGAGAAAUGCUGCUUACAGCCAUCAGCCCAUCAUGACCAGCAAACCGUCUUCCUCCUCUGCCUCCUCUUCUUCCUCCUCCAGCUGGAAUAACCAUCAAAACGCAGCUUGGAGUACACCUUCCAACCCUUGGGGUGGGCUGCAGGCUGGUAGGGACCCUCGAAGGGCAGUUGGAGUGGGGGUCGGCGUGGGAGUGGGGGUCGGUGUACCCUCCCCCCUCAAUCCCAUCUCACCCCUUAAAAAACCAUUCUCCAGCAAUGUCAUUGCCCCUCCGAAGUUCCCACGGGCUGCACCCUUAACCCCCAAAUCCUGGAUGGAAGACAACGCGUUCAGGACGGACAACGGCAACAAUCUGUUGCCUUUUCAGGACCGGAAUAGGCCCUAUGACACUUUUAACUUGCACUCUUUGGAAAAUUCCUUAAUGGAUAUGAUAAGGACUGAUCAUGAACCUCUGAAAGGACGUAUGGGAAUAAACUUCCAUCAUCCAGGAACAGACAACAUCAUGGCUCUUAAUAGUCGGUCUUCACUUUUUCCUUUUGAAGAUGGCUUCCUAGACGACAGUCAUGGUGAUCAGUCUUUGUCAUCAGGUCUCAGCUCUCCAACACGCUGUCAGAAUGGUGAAAGAGUGGAACGCUAUUCUAGAAAGGUGUUUGUUGGAGGUCUUCCUCCUGACAUUGAUGAAGAUGAGAUCACUGCCAGCUUUCGUAGGUUUGGACCUCUCGUGGUGGACUGGCCUCACAAAGCUGAAAGCAAGUCCUAUUUUCCACCUAAAG